AUGUUCAGCACGUGGAGCAGUACCGAUCACCACGAUGCUUCGUCGCCCGCCGCAAAGCGGCAUUGCGAUUCAGAGAGACAACACGGACGCCAUGCCUCCAAGGCCACGCGAGCUUGUGAUGUCUGCAAGGCAAAAAAAGCUCGAUGCACCGGAGCGAGGYCAUGUGCCACAUGCGCGGAAAGAAGCCUUCGUUGUACCUAUGAAAGCAGCUACCUUCGAGGUCGCCCUCCGACCCCUUUAUCCCCAGUAGUUGCUGGCAAUAAUGAUCCCCAGUACCACGCUCCAUCUAGCACAACAACCACYAGCGUACUACGGGACGAACAGGCCAUUUUUGCAACUAACACGCCAUACGCGAGCAAUGAAAUCCGAGAUGGCACGCCUCUACCAUUUCCAGGUCCAUCCCGCAAUACUGAUGCCGGUCGAUCGUCCAGGAACUCGCCUGAUCCCGCAGCGACCAUCGGGAACGGACAAUAUGUUGAUCACACCUCUGCAUUAAGCUUUCUGCAUAGAGCGUACGCCAAGUCGAAGGUUGGAAAGGCACAUGAUUCUAGUCAUACCGGAACAUCAAGCCAACCACUUACUGCGGCUGGAGACAAGCCCCUCCUUGGCCCUUCUUCAGCUGGAACAACCGUCAAUCCCACCAUCUUGCCUCCCAUCCCCAAUGCUGUGGAAAGUAAGGAUCUGUUCGAUCUUUAUUUCGAAGUGUGCGUGGCCACUUACAAGCCUCUCCAUCGCCCGACGACCGAGAAGUGGUACCAGCAGAUUCUGGCGAACAUUGAUCAAGGCUUAACGCUGACAGAUAAUAUUGGCAAUGCUAGAGUAGCAGUGUUGCUAGGAGUUUUUGCCAUUUCAACUUUCCAUCGUCAGAAGUCUCGAGGGUUCUCCGAGGACAUUCCAUCUCUAUCGCAAAGUGACGCUUUCUUCAAGGUCGCAGCGAAUCUCAUUGAAACAGAGACUGGAGAACCGACGUUAGAAUCAGCACAAGCUAGGAUCUUGCAGGUCUUCUAUUUACUGAUGACCUGUCGUAUGAACCAGGCUUGGUACAUAUUCGGCAAUCUGCUGCAAAUCAUAUCCGCCCUCGGCAUGCAUAGACGCAGCAGGAAGGACAAGCUGUACUCCCGCUCCCGCUCUCGCUCCAAUUACAUUCAUUCGCAGUGUAGGAUUCGGACCUUCUGGUGCGCCUACAUCUUGGAUCGAUAUCUCGGGGUCGUUAUGGGGCGUCCAAGGCACUUUCAUGACAAAGACAUUGACCAAGAAGAACCUGCUCGCGUUGAAGACGUUGACAUGUCGGCCAGUGGCCGAAUAUCAAGUGAGGGUGAUGAGACCGACGAAUGCCAUAUCGAUGGCUUCAUAUGGAACAUUAAGCUCGCACAGUUCGUGGGUGAGGUUUCUGAUGAACUAUAUCCAAUCAGGCCACUCCCGGAGGCUGCAUGUGUCGCUGCUGCUCGGAGACUCGCCGUCAAGCUUGAGGAGUGGCAUAAGUCCUUGCCGGCCUUGUUGAAGGCAAAUCCUAAGCAUUUGAUAAGAAGCUUCCGACGGCAAUGCGUAGCGCUCAAGUUGGCGCACAAGCACGCCGUCAUGCAUCUCUACAGGCCUUUCUUAUUGAACCGCUCGAACAACACAGCGUUAUCCAGCGACGACGAAGACAUCCAGCUAUUCCGGCGAGAAAGUAUCAUAGCGUGCACCAGUGCUGCCAAAGUUGCAUUGAGUACAGUGGACGCCCUCGCACAGGAAGGGCCUAUCUUCCAUGCCUUCUGGUGGACACACUAUAUGACUUUCUGCGCCUUGUCGGUCACGUACGUGUGGAACUUACAACWGGACCAAUCCCUUGAAGCGUCCGAAAAGGAGGCAUUGCUAUCUCUGGCUGCACGCUGUCAAGUACACCUUGCUCAGGCUACAGCAACAAACUCACCGAGUCGCCGCUAUAGCAUCAUCUUGGAAGAGCUCGGAGGCUUGUCUGCCAAUCAACAUCCAACGGUUGCCCAAAGUCUCGGAACAGAAAUGCAGCGCCGAGAAAAUCGCGAGCGAAUUACCGCCACGGCAACGACCCACGCAUUCGAUACUAAUGUGUUUGCUCAAAGCGACAUGUCUUUGCAACUCCAGGAUCCCUUCUUGCAUUGGACUGCUUCGGAUUGGUUGGAUCUUGAUGCUUCAGCAUACGGGUUGAUUCCAGGACUGAGUCCAGAUUUCCAAUGGCUGGAUGCAACUUGA
Molecule: messenger RNA, 2211 nt
Organism: Ramularia collo-cygni
Lineage: Eukaryota; Fungi; Ascomycota; Dothideomycetes; Mycosphaerellales; Mycosphaerellaceae
Product: related to C6 transcription factor
Exons: 3
Coding region: 1-2211 (736 amino acids)
Biological process (GO): positive regulation of transcription by RNA polymerase II; DNA-templated transcription
Cellular component (GO): nucleus
Molecular function (GO): DNA-binding transcription factor activity, RNA polymerase II-specific; zinc ion binding; sequence-specific DNA binding
Source: RefSeq, a predicted model, not a curated record